AUGUCACUUCCAAUUGAAGUUGAAGUCUAUGUCGUUUUUAAUAAAUUAACGUACAUUGAUUCAAUCGAAGAAAAGUAUAAUGCUGAAAUAGAUAUUGUUUCAUCUUGGAUUGAUAAUAGUAUCAUCGUUCAUCCUAAUCAACCAUUUGUCUAUGAUAAAAAUAUACAUUGGAAUCCAUUACUUGUGUUUGAUAAUGUUAUCGAUGAACCAGUUAUCAAAACACGAUAUGAAGUGAAAUAUUUACCAGAUUCGAAGACCACACGCGUUAUCCAGUAUCAGAAAUUAAUGGGUACAUUAUUGGAAAGUUUAGAAGUUCAUGCCUUUCCAUUUGAUACACAAAAUUUAGGUUUAAUUGUAACAAGCUUGCAUCCGACAAAUCGUUUAAUAUUCAUUCCAAAACAAGAAUAUUCUUAUUUGGCUUAUAAAGCUGUUAGAGAUAAUCAGCGAUGGGAUUUUAGUCAAAUUAUAUCGUUUGAACAAACAACAUAUCAAGAACAAACACCAUAUAUAAAAUCGAAUAUUUAUCCCGUUGUCAGAUUUAAUUGUUUAGCAUCGAGAAAAAGUCAAUUUUAUAUUUGGAAUGGUUUAAUACCAUUAUUUUUUAUUACUACAACGGUCUUUGUUUCAUUUUCAUUUGAUUUUAGUCAAAUUAGCUCAUCAGCUCGAAUAUCAUCAUGUGCCACCACUCUAUUAACAUCAAUCAAUUUUCGUUUUGUCAUUAAUCGAUAUCUACCAACGGUUAGUUACUUGACAUCUCUCGAUAUUUAUGAUAUGUUAUCAAUCGUGUUCAUCUGUUUUGUACUUGGAUGGCAUGCAAUAUGUAAAACAGAUUUCAUUCAUUUAACUACUACACUGGAUCAAUAUGUUCUCACUGGUUUUGCCGGUAUUUAUGUUAUUUAUCAUAUUCUUUUCUUUAUAUUUGCCUGUUUUCUACCAAGAAGAAAACAAAA
Molecule: messenger RNA, 950 nt
Organism: Didymodactylos carnosus
Lineage: Eukaryota; Metazoa; Rotifera; Eurotatoria; Philodinida; Philodinidae
Source: the annotation of a GenBank genome assembly